Neoarius graeffei (lesser salmon catfish) is the source of this 4307-nucleotide messenger RNA. It is a transcript of the gene il11ra, whose product is annotated as interleukin 11 receptor subunit alpha. The transcript has 12 exons. Gene Ontology annotation, biological process: cytokine-mediated signaling pathway. Gene Ontology annotation, cellular component: external side of plasma membrane. The record is from RefSeq and is a predicted model, not a curated record. The coding region runs from base 334 to 1533 and encodes 399 amino acids. Lineage: Eukaryota; Metazoa; Chordata; Actinopteri; Siluriformes; Ariidae. Gene Ontology annotation, molecular function: protein binding; cytokine receptor activity.
GAGCUGAAAUCGAACCCAUAUUUAUUGUGCCGCUUUUUUUUUUUUUUGCAAAAGACUAUCUCAAGCUCCACGGAUGUGCUCAUUGCUAGAAGGCUUAGCAGCAUCUGAGUUUGAUUUGCAUUGCUACUUUGUGCAAAAGACAUGUUUGCGUUGUGGACUUGCUGUCCAUGAUGUUGGAGUGAGCACUGCCUCUGUAAUUACCCUCAGCAGUACUAUGGCGCCAUGUUAAAUGCCAAGCUGUUGAGCUUCGUCUCUAACACACUGCAUGAGCGCUAACGUUGUGCGUGAGCCAUUUAUUCAGACAAAGCAAGCACUUCCACUAGUCUUUGGAAGAUGCCCGGCUUAGUGUCAUGCCCCGGUGGUCUAAUAGUGAUUGGGAUCCUCACUCUAUCCUGCAUCCACAUCAACUCUGAGAUCUUGAGCAAUGAAGUUUCAGAUGUACAGUUUGGCUCUCUGGGCUCCACCGUGACGCUGACCUGCAGAGGCUCUCACCCAGGGUCCGCGGUGGUAUGGAGACACAACGGGAGCUUAGUGUGGACGAAGCGGUCUCACCUCUCGGACGGCUCUCUGACUCUCACCAACACCACGCGCAGCAUGGAGGGUAACUACAGCUGCCACGAGCAGAGAGGAAGAGUACUGCAGAGCAUCACACUGCGUCUGGGCUAUGCCCCUGAAUAUCUGAGCGUUUCCUGUAAACUGCCAAGCCACUUCAAAAUGCUGUGCACGUGGACACAAAGAGUGAGGACAUACUUACCAACCAAGUACAUCUCCUCAUACAGUGUGGAUAACCAGAGCCCAGAGCUCUGUAAACAAGAGCUAAUGGAUGUGAACGAGUGCACCAUCAGCGAUCCCGUGUUCUGGGGCACCAUACACCUGGUGAACAUCACAGAAGUGAAUCCGCUCGGCUCCAAAUCCACCAUCACUUAUGUGGACUGCAACAAAAAUUUAAAGCCUGAUGCCCCUGAGGAACUGAUCUGUAAGCAAGUUAACGGUGAGCCCACGCAGUUGUUUGUACAUUGGAAGCCACCUGCCUCAUGGGCCUCACAUGUACCCGAGGCCUUUCCAUUGAAGUUCGAGCUGCAGUACAAACCUGUCGGCUCCAGAUUCUGGUCCAAGAUGGAAACAGAGGACACGAGCAUGAUGAUUAUGGACGCCCUGAUGGGUCACUUACACCACAUCAGAGUACGAGCCCAGGAUGCUUUAAUUAACCACAGCCAGUGGAGUGAGUGGAGUCAGGCAGUGCAGGCCCAGCCCUGGAAGGACCUUUCCAUGACGCCCGAAACCACCACAGAUAAUUUUCUCGAGCCAAUCUUCCCUUGCACUUUUCCAGUGAGGGCAACAGAUAAGUCUCCAGAUCAAUCAUUUCAUGAAAAUGGAAGUCAGGUCUUGAUCAUCCUCGGCCUAUUGGCAGCAAUAAUGGUGGUGGUGGUGUGUACCAUCACAGUCCUACUCCGUGUGAGGAACCAGAGGCGGGGCAGUGAGAAAAAACAGGAAUUAACCUCAAUGGUGAAGAUGAAGUCCAUGCUAAUCUAAAGUUUUCAGGUUGGCCUCGUCUCUUUCAGCCCUCAUAGGGCUUCAUCAUACGGAGUCAUAGCCUCUGCAGCACUAAUAUCUACACUACAGUCCCCACAGUUUCACUUUUCUCCUGUCGCUGCUUGGGGAAUAGGCUCCUUUCAGCGGAGUUCUGAGUCCCAUAAACUGUGAACCCUUCCAACUCAACCCUUCCAAUGUAGCACAACUUGACAGAAAACAGUUACUGGCUUUCAUUGUUUGAUGUGCAAAGCAAAUUUUGCCAGCUUUGGACCAUGAACACCAGCACACGUUAAACUCCGUGUGUCCGCACUUACCCGUCGCUUCAGCUUUUCCAUGCAAACUCGUGCCGUUUGGCUGCAGUGACACUUGGAACGCUGUGAAGAAAGAAAGAAAACAGAAGCAUGGCUGUUAACUAGUUGUGCGCCGUGUUUUGGGCAUUAAGAAUAAAGUUUGCAUUCUCUACGUUUCAAUGCAAGGGACGGAGCUCCCGAACCUAGCUGCUACGCGCGGACACGAGACAUUUUGCAGCCAGGUGGCUUGAGGGAAGCUGAGCAUUUCGAGGAGUUGAUAUUCGUUCACAUCGAGAUGAAGAUUUCUGUCGCUUCAUUUCUUCAGCCUUGUCAUUUUAAAAACAGGUCGAGGCUUGUGUAAAUAAUCCGGGGCUCGGUUUGAACCUAAAGUUGCCUUUGAAAUCUAAUGACUUGAGCGGUAAAAACGUAUCUCUCAUUUUAGUGUCAUAGGCAGGGCCAAUAAUAACCAUCCUCUAGACCUCCAAGACAGCAAGUUGGCAUCCUGUAGACCACACAAAACAUUGGCACUCUGAAUCGAUGUGGUUAAUUGUUCUUACUUACCUCAAGAAUCAUAAACGCUUUGGGAAAAGUGAAAGUUUUCAGUGAGCGUUGAAACAGAACGUGAGCAUAACUACUUGGCCUUGUGUUAACACACCCACUCAGGACCUAACCACAGCCAGAGCAGAACCAGCAUCAAGUUCCUCGUGAGUCAGUGGACUGCACUGUACUGUACAUGUUCACGCUGUUAUUCGUUUCACUUUUAUAACCAUGGCAGUCUGUUAAGCUGGACAUCUGCUGAUGUCUUGUGUAGAUGCUGAUUAGCAUUUAAUGUGCGUGAACUUGUGCUGCGAUUGAUUCCGCUGCCUUAUCUUUGCUACUCUGUAUUCAUAUUAACACGCGACAGAAUGACCCUUUGAAGCCCCAUGACAUGGAACCAUGAAUCCAGCCUCAGCGACGAGUCAUUUAAAAUUUAUUUAAUGCAAAUUAGAUUGGAUAUGGUAAACUGACAAAUUCAAAUGAUUGGUGGCAGUAGGUUCAGUCCUCUGGGUGUGUGUACACUCCUCAUAAUUUCUGUUUCUUGCUGCAUUUACUUUAGAUUUAACAGGAUUUGGGGGGUGGGGUGGGGGAAGAGAGAGAGAGAUCGUUAAAAGUAUCACUGGAGUGGAUCGUGUUCAAAUAGGUUCAAUAACCAGACAAAAAAAACCCACUUCCUGCUGAAUUUUGACAACAGUUUACAUUUGGUAUGAAUGCGUCCACUCUUCUCCAACUGCGUUACAUACCACUGAGCUUUAUGUAAAAAUCUGUAGAGACGAGUGAAGCCAUCUGGCCGCCAUCUUACCACUCACAUUGCGUGUAUUUGGCUUGUGUCAAACCGUCAUAUCCGAUCAAAUUUGCCCCAAGUAAAGCAUCUCCUGACUUUAACAGCUCUUUUACUACUAUGAUUACUUUUACGGAGAUCAUUUCAGUUUUUCUUUGUACAGGAAAUCAUAUUGGACGCCCUCUGAAGGCCAAUUUAUGCUGACAACCCAGUCCUCGCAGAUGGCGUCGCAGAAAGCGUCUGCGAAGCCCCACCCCCCCUUCGCAGACGCUCUGCGCGCACCUCCCAAAAAUUGUGACCACCGCAGAAGCCUCGCAGACAGCGUUGCAGACAAGAGGGCUCUGAUUGGUCCACUCUACAUCCGCUGUACACGCACUUCCGCUUCCCUACUUUCCCGGUUUGGUUUGUUUUCACGACCGGCAUUUUUAAAAACACGAGCGAAGAUGGAGCAGCACGAAGAGCGGUUGAUCGAGGAAGUACGUACAUCUAUACGACUCCGGUUCUAGUCAUUAUAAGUAACCGGAGGAUAAACACUCAACUAACCACACCCACCAACUACUCCUAGCGGUUUUGCGACUUCGCGCCCCCUUGCGUUGUGGCGGUGAAUAACAUCGCGCACGCCUAUUACUCCCCGCUCAACGAUAAAUUACAACUGUCUGCGAAAGCCUUGUCGCAAGAGCAUGCAGAGGCCCUGAGAAAUAAGCCAUUGACUGGGAAAUCUGACGAGCGCUGCUUUCAGAGUACUCAUCAAUAUACUUACUCUCCAUUUAAACUAAAAUCAAGCAGUUAAAACAGAUGAUCAUGCCCAUUUUGUCAAUUUGUGCGACUGUCACAAUUGUCUACAUUGUCAGUUGUGCUUAGCCUUAGGUAAAUGAAAAUAACUCCUGACCUAACUAGAUAACAAUAACAUCUCUCUUUUUAUUUGCAUCCCUUACUGCCAUUUCUGCCUCAGCACUCAGUUCGUUUUUCUUUUUGAAUUUGACCCAUUGAGCUUGAGCGCUCACAUUCAAUAUCAAACAUGUCUGCACUUUGGCUUUUAGUCUCUGGGACAUUUCCAUCAAAAAUCUGACAGUCACAGUGUUCAUCUCAGAUAUUAUGGAAUCAAUUUUGUGCCAAAAUGUUCAUACAAUACUUUUGAAAUAUCAAACAAAAACGACAAAUCAAAA